ACUGUAGUUCUUUAGCCUGUGGAAUAAAACAAAGUGGAACCGGUGGGCUUCGCUUGCGGUCUUCCUCAGCCACAUAUACUUGAGUGAGACGAUCUAACGGCUGCCGCUUGAAACGUUCACUCGGCAAACUUAUAGCACAAUCAAUACCGAACAAAAAUAUAAACUUGUAAUAUUUCCAAGUGACAAUACAUUUUCUAUUGUUAAUAAUAAACAAUGUUCAAAUUCAGAACAUGAUGGGUUAAUUAUUGUACAAAGUGGCAGUAAAAAGUAUCCGCCAAUGGUUUUCAAAGAAGGUAUCAGAUGAACGUGCAGUAUUUAAAAAAAAUGUGAAAGUUAUCUAUUGUCUGUUUUUCUCUCUACUUUAGGUACAAUGGCUGAAUUACAUGAAGCACAAAAACUAUUAGGAAAAGCCAUUAAUACAGAUAUUAAAUUUGAUUAUGAUCCAGAACAAGAAAAUAAAAUGAGAACAAAAACAACAACAGUUGUUAAAUCACAAUCUAAAGAACCAACAAUUACAAGUUUAUUAGACAUUCCAUUCGGAGGUGCUGAUGAUAAUCUUCAUUAUUUAAAACAAUCAACUAAUAAUUAUGAUAGUGAUGAUUGUGAAGAUCUAAGAUCACCACCACAACAACAACAUAGCAAACGUACAAAAAAAACAAAUACAAAAUCUAAACGUCAAUGUACAUCAUCGUCCAAAAAGUCUACCUCACCAAAUACAAGCAUAUCAACUCCAUCAUCUAUGUUUUUGCUUGAUACACAACAAUUGGAAUAUGAGAAGGAUGACGAUAGUGAUUAUGAAAAUAAACCACCACCACGAAAACAAUCAAAUCAAACAACACCAUCUUCAUCAUCAAUAUCAAUUCUUCGAACACCAAAACCAUUAACUGGUAGAAAAAUUCUUAGUACAAAUUAUGAUAAUUAUGAGGAUAAUGAACAACCAUCACAAAAAGAACUCGUAUGUUUAUUAAAACAAUCAUUAUUAAGUAAUACAAAAAUCGAAGAUAAAUAUUUAAAACAAAUAUUGAUCGGACAAGAAAGACAAGAAAAUAUGAUUAAAAUGUUAUUUGAAAAUCAAAAAAAAAUACAAAAAGCAUUAUGCAAAAAAAAGAUAUAUAUACCAUUAGAAGAACCCAAUGUAGAACAACCAGUUGAAGAAAAAAAAUUUCAGACAGUAAUGAUAUAUAAAAAUCCCAAUGAUGGCCAUGAUGUUGAUUUAUUAACAAUAACUGGUGUUAGACAAAAGAUGAAUUUAUAUGUAACAUCAUUAAUUGAUAUUGUUUUUACGAAACAAGAAUUAUUGGAACUUGAUGCAACAAAAAUCAAAUUUAAUGAUGGUUAUAAAUUAAUACAAGAAGCUGUACGAAAUAAAUUUCGAUUAUUGGAUGAUAUUUUUAAAACUGAAUGGUGUAAUUUACAUGAAACAUUUUUAAACAAACGUCGGGAUAUUAAGAAAGGUUUAAAAAAACAACAGGCAACAGUUCAAACGAAUCCUUCAACACAAGCUUAA
This is a messenger RNA of Didymodactylos carnosus, 1507 nucleotides long. NCBI's taxonomy places the organism in Eukaryota, Metazoa, Rotifera, Eurotatoria, Philodinida, Philodinidae. The record is from the annotation of a GenBank genome assembly.